UCACGAAAAGCACUUGAAUAUAGCCAACUCUUACGUAUAUCGUUGUAAUUUCCCUUGAAUAUUUAUGCUGUUUUAACCUUGUUCUGGCUUGGGGAAUGGAGAAGUGCUGUAAUGAGUGCUGUAAAAUACGGUUCACAGUAUAUAAUCACGGACGUUACAACAGUAAAGUUUAUUGGACAGUGGAUAAUUGCAGGUAUUGGAGGGUGUAUCCAUGUCUUUGAAACUCAGUCUGGUAAAUUUAUCACCAGGGAAAAGAUUUUUGAAGGACAGAGGGUCCAUAAUAUUUUUGCUGGUAGAAACCAGAAUAUAGCAGUCAUUGGAGGAAAGAUGGUCCGAAUAUUUAAGCUUGAAAGGGAAGGUAAUUUUGUACUUUCUACAUAUGCAUCGUGGGCUGCAGACGACUGGAUUCAGUACUUACAUUGGCUUGACUGUGGAAACAUUGCCAUCGUUACUGCACACAAUGUUGUCUCUCUGUGGAACAGCAGAACAGGAGAGAAAGAGAGAGAGAUAUUCUGUGAAGUGAAUUGCAUUUUAUAUUGUGCCUUGCUUGAUGGAUUAUCAUGGAGUGACCUUGUUGUAUUUACUGGUACUGUGUUUCAACAAAUUUUGAUAUGGGCUCCUGCAAGUGUGGAGGAAGACACAGUGAAUAGCCCUGUUCUUCAUACUUUGAAAGGCCAUGAUGGGGUGAUAUUCUCUGUGUCAUAUGAUCCUGACUCUAAUUAUAUUUGCUCAACAUCUGAUGAUCGCAGUGUGAGGUUAUGGUCUGUAGAUUUACAGCUAUCUGAUGACUGUAAUCGUGUAACCCAAUGGAAAGAGGCAACAAUUACUUUGCUACACACUAUGUAUGGCCAUACUGCUCGGGUUUGGAGGAACAUCAUAAUAGACAAUGUAAUCAUCAGUGUUGGUGAAGAUUCAUGUCUGUGUGUAUGGCGUACUGAUGGUUCCCUGCAGAAAUACUGGAAGACUCACCAGGGCGCAAAUGUCUGGAGUGUGGACUGCAGUAAGGAGAAAAAUUUAAUAGUUACUGGUGGAGGAGAUGGAGGAAUCAGCUUGUGGCCACUUCAUACAGAAAGUGCAGUUCCAAAUUUUCUGACAUUCAGUGGAAACUUAUUUACUCAAGAUUUCUGCAGUAUGAAAGGGCAGAAUGGAAACUUUCCUCGAAGAAUUGGAUUGACAAGCAAGGAUAAUGUUGUUGCUAUAACAGACAGUGGAUGUUUGCUAUAUUGCACAGUAGUGGGCAGAGGACAAGGAAACUGGAAACUCAUGCACCAGGAUGAAAAAUUGGCAAGCUAUUGCCUUCUGGAAAUGUCUCCUUGCAGACAAUAUGUGGCACUUGCAUCUAUGGAUGGCCAUAUCCUUAUUUUUAAAGACUGUUCAUCUGUACAUGGGAAAGGCCUGAUUCUUAAUGUUGAAGAAAAGGCAGUAGUAGGAAGAAUUUUCUCUCUUCACUGGCUGUCAUCAGAUAACCUUUUGAGUUGUGGCCCUAAUGGUAUAUUGGAAAUGUGGAAGCUAGGCCAUCCACAAUGGUUACAAAAGAUGAAUGAGUUUGAACUGCCAAAAAGCAAGGAACGGUGGAUUUCAGCAGCUGCUUUGAGGGAAAAUUUUCUUGUUUGUGGUGACAGAAAUGGUAGUAUUCAUCUGUUUAAAAUAGUUGACAACCAGACCAACAGUAUUCAGUGUCCGUCUCAAAGCUUUUAUAAAAUCCAUGGUCGUCUAGGAGUGAGCUCAUUGAUUUGGUAUGGGAACUGUUUAUAUUCAACCGGACGUGAUGGAACUGUGCGGCGAUAUCUCAUGUUGGAGAAUGAGGGCAGAUUAGAAUGUCUGAAUGCAGACAAACUGCCGAUGGAGUGGCCUGCAACUACUAGCUUGUCAGCCUUUGGACUCUUAGUUCUUGGCUUCAGAGCAGCUAAUUUUGUGAUAUGGAGUCAUGUGGAACGAAGAAAUGUGUUGACUAUACCAUGUGGAGGUGGGCAUCGUUCUUGGGAUUGGACGUUGGAAGGACAUACAUUCAGAUUUAUUUAUGUGAAGGAUAAGAUGGUCCACAUGUACACAUGUAUGAUGAAUGAGAUCAUAAAACCAGCUUUGCAGAGCGGAUUCCAUUCAAAGCAAAUUAGCUGCAUUAGGCAAAUCCCAUUGCUGAAGGAUGAAACAGGCAACAGUCACAAUUUGCUUUUAUCGGCAAGUGAAGAUACAACAGUCCGAUUGUCAGUUAUCAGUAAUUCCAAUGUUCUGCACACCGUCACUGUACUGCAGAGUCAUAUUUCAAGUGUGCGUGCUUUAGCUGUUUAUCAGAUGCGUGAUAGUGUCCUGGUUUUUUCUGGUGGCGGAAGGGCACAACUGAAAGUAUGGAAGCUUGUCAUACAGUCAGCGCAAGGAUCAGUACCCCAGGUGAAAUGCCAAGAAUUAAGUUCCCACAUGUUGAAGGACAGCAGUAAAAAAAACAAGAAACCAUGGCUUUCAGUAGAACGAACUGUGGACCCUGAAACUCGAUACAUGGAUCUAUGUGCUGUAGUCCUACAAUGUCAAGAUCCUGAUAAGACAGAAAGAGUUGUUCUUCUAGCUGCAGGGUGUUCAGAUGGGUUUCUCAGGAUAUUUGGUUUUGAUACAUUUUAUAAUGAGCUGAGACUUGUUGGUAAACAUUCCUUUCAUAACCGUUGCAUCUUAAAAGUGUCUCUUAUACAGACAGAAAGCUUCAGGCAUGUAGCUGUUACAAUGGCCACUGAUGGGAUAGUGGCUCUAUGGGACUUAAGUCCUUGUGUUGAAGAGCUUCUGUGUUCAAAACAUUCCGACAUCAGUUGUGCAGCCUCAGGAAGCAAAAAUGAUAACAUACGAGUAGUUUUGGACAACCUUAAACCAUUCUCAUGUGUUAAAGUACAUCAAUCAGGAAUCAAUAGCUUUGACUGGCUAUUGCUAAAAGGAGACAAAUUUUUGCUUGCAACUGGAGGUGAUGAUAGAGCCUUGGUUCUAAGUUUAAUUCAAAUAAAGUCACCAACAUGUCAAGAAAACAUGCAAGCUGAAGUUUUGCUGCAGUGGAGAGAUGACUGUGCCCAUGCUUCACAAAUAACUGGGCUGAAACUAGGAGACAGUGUGGUGGUAAGUACAGCAGUAGAUCAACGCAUAACGCUAUGGAACUGGAGCUCUGAUACAGGUGGUCACACUUUGUCUGCCUCUGUUAAGGCGAGGUACUGCAGUACCGUAGCAGACAUUCAGGGACUUGUGACAUGGAAUUCAAGGUAUAACUGCAUAUAUUACUUGUCAUAACCUCAGAAUGUGUGUCAUGUCUGUCAACAUGAAUUUUUGGGAAACUGGGGUUGAAGGUAUGAAGCCACAUGCACUUCAGAUGUGACUUAGAACAAAAUGCAUUCAGAAAUCUCAUACUUUGAUAUAAAGUAAACCUUGGGUGGAAGUAUGUGGAGAUUAUCUUCAUUUCAGGCAUCCUGUUGUGUUACAAUAUAUAAAUUUAUUUUUCCGUCACAACACAACAACUAAGGAGU
Molecule: messenger RNA, 3494 nt
Organism: Cryptotermes secundus
Lineage: Eukaryota; Metazoa; Arthropoda; Insecta; Blattodea; Kalotermitidae
Product: WD repeat-containing protein 6
Exons: 15
Coding region: 112-3261 (1049 amino acids)
Biological process (GO): tRNA methylation
Cellular component (GO): cytoplasm
Molecular function (GO): protein binding
Source: RefSeq, a predicted model, not a curated record